Fomitopsis serialis is the source of this 2121-nucleotide messenger RNA. RefSeq lists its product as uncharacterized. The coding region runs from base 109 to 1974 and encodes 621 amino acids. NCBI's taxonomy places the organism in Eukaryota, Fungi, Basidiomycota, Agaricomycetes, Polyporales, Fomitopsidaceae. The transcript has 4 exons. The record is from RefSeq and is a predicted model, not a curated record.
CUCUUGUGAGCGACGAGCUCAGAGUCACCGGCACCCAUCGCGGCCGUGUCGAUUGAGACAAGUACAUACUGGACUGGACCCCUACAGAAACAGAAACAGAAACAAAGCAUGCAUAAGAGCAAUAAUACAAAAUCACUGCGCGAGCUGGAUGACGCUCUGGAUCGUCUCUGCGGCGACCUUCAAAGUCUUACGGAGACUGUCGCAUGCAUCAUGAACAAUUCUUUCAUGAGAAUGGGCCGGCUCCAUAAUCUCAAGAUGGGCCUGCGGGGGCCCAAAAGAAAAGUGAACAAGGCUAUCGGUAUGCUCAAGACCCUUCAAAACUACUUCUGUCCAGCACAUGCUAUGGUACCCCAUAUCUGGCAGAGAAUAUUCGAAUUCGCUGCCGUGAACGUCGAGGAAUGUCGCUUGGAUCCACCUCGGUCGAUUCAUGCAUGCCGAAGGCGAACGGACCUCAAUCAACUUGCUACACUCGCCGCCGUGUGCCAUUACUGGCACGCUGUCUGUACGACAACGCCGUCUUUGUGGAGGGAUGUCUCCAGCUGCGGGUCUCCGCUGCAGAGCCUCGUCCUCAAACGCUAUCCCGCUGUUCCACUGGAAGUUACACUCCUUGGCUCCGAAAUUCCCGAUAUCAUGUGGACGGUACCGGCGCCACAUUGCAGGACAUUGUCCUGGUCGGAAUGCACCUACGACGUCAUUUGUACAUGCGGAUAUAUUCUUUCUGAAUCAAGUGACACUCUUGAGGACCUAACAAUCACGGAUGAUGGGUAUUACGAGGAUGACGAGGAUGACGAGGACGACGCGAACGACGAUGACUCCUCUCAACCCGCAGCGGCACCUACAGUCAAAAUCUUCAGCGAAUCGACCUCUCGUCUCCGCAGUGUCUCAUUAUGUGGCCUCACCUGGGUGCCAGAAGACCGCUUCACCACCAUCACGACAAUGUUCAUAGGUCGCUGUGCCUGGUCCAAUCCGGUCUCUACGGUCCUCAAUAUCCUCCGCGAUACUCCCAACCUGGUGGACUUGGUCCUAUCGGACACAUUGGACCACGACAAGGAGCUGCGAGAGGAGGGUGCCGAUCAAGCGGGGAAGGUCUACCUGCCGAGUCUUCGCCGCCUCUCCUUCCACGAUAUCAGUGCUGGCAGUGCCAGUGUUGCGCUGUUGCUGUCCAAAUUGAUCCUCACACAUCAAGCUACCGUUCUGGUGUACGACACUCGCGGCUCCUCUGCACAAGACGUGCAGGACGACUGGCUACCAGACGCCCUAUAUCGAUAUGGCCUGGAUGUCGUAGAGCCUACGAGCCUGCAGCUCCAGUUUUUCCAAACGCCACCAGGGGGCUUGUCCGACGGGAACGUCUCGAUGUCCGUCUGGGCCGUUAGCCAGCGUGGCGGGCUCUUACUGCGCAAUAAAUGUCUCCGCCCUGUCCCCAUGGGCCCGGAUUGGCGCUAUUGUUUCGCCGAUUUCUUCAGGUUACGCCAGUUGCGAGACCUCCGCUACCUGGAACGUCGCGUCUAUCCCAAGGAGAGCCUGUGGCCUGUACGGAUGUGGUCCUCAUUGUUGCCGGAGAUGGAGGAGCUGAGACAGCUGACGGUCUAUGGUCACAGUCUAGGGCACAUGGCCCGCGCAAUAUCCGACGGCGAUUGGCUGGAGCGGGUGGAGGCACUGUGUCCACGGCUGUCGAGGAUCACCGUCCUCUUGUCGGGCGCAAGCCCGCCUUUAGAUAGCAUCAUGACCACACUCUCGACAAUACGGGCUGAUAUACCCUUUUCUAGCGUCACAAUCGCGUAUCUGCCGGACUAUUACAGAGUCAGGUAUCAAAGCGCACAUGACAGCCGUUUUAAGACGGUGAAGCACUGUGCCUAUGAUAAUGUACCAACGUUGAGGGCUCCAUGGCGCCGGCGUAACUCCGAUCUCCCUGACCUACCUAUGGCAUACUGGCCCGUCAAGCUGCUACUUAUGAAUGGGAUGUCAUUUCAUUGAAGUACACCACGAAUCGUAUGAACGGAGUAGACAAAUGUUGCCUUCUACUUCGCCACCAUUGAUACAUCUUACUUUACUGAUACUCAACUCGCGCUAUAUAUACCGGCGGACAUGUAACUUUAGACGGAGGAAGGCUGGAACCUCGGC